CGAAGUGUAAUGUCAUAAUCUGCUUAUAAUGAUUUUGACUUUCCUAUACCCUCUAUUGGCCACGGUAGUGCUGGCACAGGAGUGGCAGAUGCAAAGUUCGGGCUUGGCAAGUCUAACCCAUUAUAACCUCCCGACUGGCUACGUUGGCAGCUGCGGCUGCGAGGGUGAAAGCAGCGGGAACUACCCUACUGCAGCUCUGAACCAGCUAGCAUUCGGCAGCGCCUACGUGUACGGUCCAGGCUGCGGGAGAUGCUUCAACCUCACUCUCCUGGACAGUUGGACAUCUACGCCUCCCUUCUUCCCAUCUUCUCACCCGAGUGUGAUCGUCAAAAUUACCGAUCUUUGUCCAGGAUCAAGCCCACACUGUCAAGCUACUGCAUCAAAACCUAAUGAAUUCGGCUACUAUGUGCACUUUGACCUCGCUUACCCCACUCCUGCGAUCCCGACAGGCUUCUUCCCCUCCAAUGCCUCAUACUACGGCUACACAGACUUCGGCGUGUGGAACAUCACCUACACCUCAGUGGAGUGUAUCCCCAACUGGGCGGGGAGCGGGAACGCAGGCGCAAUGGGGAGGGUGCCAGCCUUAGGCAGCAGUGCUUGCUGCCCUGGGGAACCGGGGGGAAACGACACCUGCCCGUCGUACUCUUCGUCGCAUGUUCUUCCUCCAAAUACCGCAGGCGGAGCUCCACCUCGCCUUGCCUUGCCUUAUCUCCUAGCCAUGGUGUCGGUAUGUCUCGUGCUGUUGGGGUUUUCAUGAGACGUGAGUUGGCUCGGUGAGAUCUUCAUAUAUGCG
This is a messenger RNA of Dacryopinax primogenitus, 793 nucleotides long. RefSeq lists its product as uncharacterized. The record is from RefSeq and is a predicted model, not a curated record. Bases 29 to 757 code for a protein of 242 amino acids. The transcript has 7 exons. Lineage: Eukaryota; Fungi; Basidiomycota; Dacrymycetes; Dacrymycetales; Dacrymycetaceae.